GAAAAUAUCUGAUAUUGAAAUUGAGGAUAUUCAUCCUUUACUUGCAAUUAAGAAUGGUGGUGAUUUAAUUUUCAAGGACGAUGUAGCAUUGAAGCCUUCAAAGCUUUUUGAUGAAUUAAUGGAAAGGACAUUCCGGCAUUAA
Dentiscutata erythropus is the source of this 142-nucleotide messenger RNA. Lineage: Eukaryota; Fungi; Glomeromycota; Glomeromycetes; Diversisporales; Gigasporaceae. The record is from the annotation of a GenBank genome assembly.